UGUCACAAUCGAAACGUCAUACAAAAAUAGCAUCAAGUCAAAGAUGAAAGUUAUUUUUAAUAUUUCUUUUAUAAAAAUUAGUUAAAUGAAUUGUUCUACUAUUUACAAUGAAUAAUUUAACCUCGCAAGCAGAACUCAACUUCCCAAAGUAUCCGCCCUCCAAAUUGUGAUUAUCAUUUAAAAACAGAGUUUACAUAAAUUAUGAUUUUACUAAAGCAAACAGUAAUAUAUUCUCGAAUAGGAAGCAAGGCAAUUCCGAGGACUACGAAGGGGUGGGGCACCAAGAAUAAGGAUGGUGCAUCUGGAGAUGACCGGUAUCCAGCCGGGGUCUCAUUUCCUCACCAUCAAUGAUCUGCCGAAUGAAUUACUUAUCUACAUUUUUUCUAUGAUCGAUUUUGAAUCAGUGCUGGCGGUGGCACAGGUAUGUGUGAGAUGGCAGCAGCUCUGCCUGACGCCCUGCAUAUGGGACAACACCCGCCUCAUUGUAUGCAUGAAGAACUAUGUGAGAGUAAGUGACAGUGUCGUCCCAUUUGUGGCUAAAUAUUUAAAGAAAGUAAAAUUACAGUAUUUCAAGUUGUAUUCUCAAGUCAGAACUUCAUUAAUAAGUUACUGUCCUAACUUGACUCACCUAGAAAUAAGUAUAUCACUAGUUGAUAGUUGUAUUUUUGACGACUUGGGUCACUGGCCUAAUUUGAAACUCCUGAGCUUUCGCAACUCAUUAAUCGUGCAAACUACAGAGAAUGCUAAUGGAAAUUUUGUGUAUCACUUGCCUUUUGAAAAGCUGAAGUAUUUGGAGACUCUCAUUCUGUCCAACUUUGCAUUGACCCACAGUAGUUUGUACAGCAUGUUGCAGUGUGUAAAUUUAGCGAGCAUCAAUAUGGAGAAAAUGAAGAAUAUACCCGCCGACUUCCUAGAGUCUCUACUCAAGACAAAACAAAAUACAUUAAGAGCCUUGCACAUAUAUGGAGACAUAUUGAAUGAUGAUAUUAUCUCCUUAAUAUCAAAAUGUAAGGUUCUGCAAGUUUUACACAUAAUGACUUGCAAAACAUUGUUUGAUUCUAGUCUGUUGCAUUUGUACAGACUGAAAAGUUUGAGAUCCCUGAAGUUACGUCACGGUUAUUUCUCAACGAAUGCUCUAUUGGCAUACUUUUCGAAGAAUUUAUUCCAACAUCUGACAUACCUCAGCCUGUCAAGAUGCCACCACGUUACAAUGCAAGUGGCCAAGGUCAUCAAAACCAGUGCCCCUAAUCUGAAAGAGUUGUCCUUCUACUUGUGCCCUUUCAUAGUUGCUAGGGAUUUCAAAAGGGCAGAACUAGAAAGAAUGUAUAACAAAAUAGAGUUACUACUUGAUUGAUAUGGUUGUUCAUUUAUACAUAAAAGCAGCUCGGUAUCCGUCCACAGUGAAACAAUAAAAUAAACAAUAAAAUUGUUACUCUUACUGAACUUUGUAAAUGUUAUAAUUUUUUGAAUUAUAGCUGAUGCAUCUUUAUAAGAAAACAAAAGUAUACAGAGUGUUUUAUUUAACUGGGAAUUUAUGUGAAAAUCUUAAGUGUUAAUGUAGAAGAUAUAGGGAAAUAAAUCAUUUAGUAAACAGAAAAAAUAGGAAAAUAAGACAUUUGUAGGGCAUAUUAAAUUUAUGCUAACUCUGAUUUAUUUAUAAAUAUAAAAAAAAUGUAUUAUAAUAUUAUAUAAUGUCGCUUAGUUUAGGCAAGGUUACAUAGGUGUGAAAAGAUAAAUGUUACUUAAAUUACUGUAGACUAGGUAGUGAGAUAUUAUAUAUUCUUAUUAGAAAACAGAAAAACUCCAGAGUUCAUGAUUCACUAUUGAUCUUAGUAUUAAAAAGAUUUUUAUUUUAUUUGACUAACUUAACUCAUACUCAGACAUAUUUUAAUGAAAUGUUGUUUUUAAAUCUAUGUUAAACAAAGACAUGAUAUUAAUAUCAUUUAUAAUUCUAGAUUAACUGAACAUAUUAGUAUACAAUUUUGAAUAGGAAUACUUAUAUUAAUGUCUAAACAUGGGCGCUUUUUUUUACAUUAUAUAGGCGAGCGCUUGACGGUAAGCAAUGAUGGAGCCUAUGAUGAAAUACGCUUGCCUAAAAUAUGCCUAUUCACUCUUAACUUGAAUACACCCACCCAUGUUUUAGGUUUUUGAUUUUUUUUUUGUUUGAAUAUGACUAAUGUUUCCAUUACCCUCCAAUUAGUCGGGAAAGACUGUGUUAGGAGUGGGUACGACAAUAGACCAACGGGGCGGGGAUUGAACCACCCCUCGGUGAUGAAUCCAACCUCUCUUACUGUUGUGCUAUUGAGGUAGGUAGUAGGGAAAACGGAAUCUGGAAUGGUAUUCCAGAAUUUCGCAGAUAUCACGAAUGGAAAGCCGAAAAGCUCCAAGUACAAUAUUUGUUAGGAUAUUUCCAUAGAAACUAGAUCUACAAGUUAAAAUGUUUUAUGCAGCUAUUUAAUACAUGAAAAUGACUUGUUAAACAAUAACAAAAAAUAAUUAUCAAAUUUACUCAUAAUGUCCUAGUUAAAUUUUAACCUACUUUUUAGAUCAUAUUUAUAAAAUGUUUCUUAAUGAAGGGAAAUGAAUGGCUAGAUGAAUUCUAAGAUGUGCAAUAUUUACGUGUAUGUUUUAUACUAAUGCUACGUGUAAUCUUUAAUAAAUACAUAAGAUACUAGAUUAUAAUAAUAAAUGCUUGUUUGUGGUAUAAAAAAUUAUGAUAUAGUAAAACUGUUGACCUAGUUCCCACAUUAAAAUAAUCAAAAGUUAUGAAAUUGUAAGAAGUUGCAUUUUAAUUUCAGUUAAUGAAGUGUAAAGAUUAAAGGUUGAAACUCAUUAGUGCCACCCAGCACCUGACUCACCCUAACCAAGGGUAUGUGGUGUAGCAACAGAGUUGACAUAGCAAGCUUAUGUCCAUAGAAAUGCAAGUGGUGUUGGGUUAAUAGCAUUUUUGCUCCAAUGAGGUAUAACUCUAACAGUCAUAUUAAGAAACAUGGAAUAAGAUUUAAGCCUCAAUUUGCUUCAAAGUAAAGUGGACCUAAUCACUACUAUUUAAAGUUUAAUUUACUUUGAAGUAAAUUGAUACUUCAAAUUUAAUCCAUGUUUAUAAAUAUGUCCGUAAAACUUCCCAAACAUUGGGAAUUUAUAAGUAAGUAUAUAAAAUUUCCUGGAAAUAUUGUUGUUAAAAUUCAAUAGAUAUGACAUACAUCAGUAUUUUAGAUAUAUUUAUAGUAUUAUGUGAAUAGUUCACUACUAUGUAUUUCUGUGAAUAAUUUACACUGUAUUUCUGAGAAUAGUUUAUCUCACAGCAAUGUGUAAAAGCUGACAUGUAUAUUAUAAUUCUAGUAUUUAUUUACAAAAGUAGCAGUUGCCUACUUACUUGCAAAUAAAUAAAUAUACUUGCCAGUAGCAAGUAUUUUUAAGAUCAGACUACUGCUUGAUUCUUAAAAUCUGUACAUAUAAUCUAAAAAUCGAUAGGCUUAUAAUAUUUAUUAUAAUAGACCUUUCACACUAACCUUUAUCCACGGUGCAUUGUCCAUUACAUUUCCAGCGAAAAUGUUGCGAUAUCGCGAUAUUCGACAUCGAACUGUGUAUCACUAAUUAGACGAAGGCCUAGAUUGGAGGUAUACUUACUCAGCGAAUCAAUUUAAAUAUAUAGGCAGAUUUGUGAAAUUUAAAAAUACAGUAGUAGUUAGACUUUAGAAUAUAAAACAAUGAGGGAGUGUCACAUAAGUUAGUAUAGCAGUAUACACCGAGUUUAAAGUUUUAGGCGUGGCUAUGGAUGGCCUAGUUAGAAAUAUGCUACAUAACCUAUGAUUGAAUCUCAAAGUUGCUUCAAGACUGGCCCAUAUAUGAAGUAAAAGGUAUUGUUGUAUUAAAAACCUUUAGUUUAUACAAGGUUAAAAAUAUAUUAUAAAUAUAUGUAUAAAAAUAAUAAAAUACUAGAAUUAUACUAAUAUUUUGGCUUUAAUACUUCACUGUGAUGUUUUAUAUAGUCAAUUAUAAUAAUAACUCAUGUGCCUUAAAAAGGAUAGAAUGUUGUUUAUUUAUUGGCUUCUAGAUAUAGCAGAAAUUGAUGCAUUGUGUUUAAUGACGUAAGUUUUAGAUGGUUAUUACUUAUGAAACAUAGUAUUUUGGUGUAAAAUUGAUAAUAUUAUUCCUGUACACUUGGUCGAGCCGAUCCAUACUUUUUAGUGUUAUUCUUGAUAUGAUAUUGGUUUUUGUAGUGCCAAAUUACAGUAUUUGGCCAUUUUAAUCUGCAAAUUUUGUCAGCUUUUAGACAAUGGUGAUUCAAAGACCUAUAGUUCAUUAAUCAAGAAAGUGAAAAUAGAAAAUUCAGUAUUCUAUACACUGUCCCUGGCCUUUGAAACUUUGGGUAAAAUUAAUAUGGAUGAGAAAAGAAAUAUCAAUAUUGGCCAAAGUUCUUACUGUUGUAAGCAGGGGGAAUAUUAUUAUUAUUUAAGGAGGCCCAAUGUAUUUGCAAUCGACAAUAUUUUACUGAGUUUUAAUGAUAAAAUUACAUUUAAGUACUCUUUUUAUCUUAUACACUGCAUCAUUCAUUUUUUAUUAUGCUUUUAUAAAAAGUAAUUUAUUAUUUUCAAUUACCGUCGCUAAUGCGAGGGCGUUGUGCAAUUAACCUCUUAUCAAAGCAAAUUCCAAGAUAUACUGUUGUAAUUCAUUUAAGAAAUUACUUUCACUAUCUACGAAUAGUUAUUUGCGGUGCGGCUCGUUCAAUGUGUGAGAGCCUUUAGAGAAAAUGUAUGUACUAAUUUAUAAAAAAGCAAAGAAUCGAAAUUAUGCUCAUUUUAGGACAUAUUGGUACUAAAAUUACUGUGAACCCACUCGAAUUAUUUAGACGCUCAGUAUGAUAAAUUUAUUUUACAAGUUUUGUUUUAAGCUAAUCAAUUUAUGUUAUCGGUAUAUGAGCUAGUGGAAAAAAUGAGGAGGCUAUUUCUUGACCUUGGAUCUAUGAAACUGUAACGCAUAAUAAACCCAUUUUUUUCAAAUUCAAUUUAAAUCUGUGAUCUGUGGCUCUCUGAAUGUUUAUUUUGAUUUAAAUUACUCUUAGUAAAUUGUAAACGUAUUAAAUAUAUUAAAUACUUGAAUACCUCCUCAAAAUGUCUCUCCAUUAAAGCUCUCCAAAUAUUUUAAAAUGGCGAUCUUAUAUGGUCCCGUAAAAUAUGAGUUAUAUCUAUUUUUUAUUCUAUUAUUUUUUGUGAGUUGACCUCAUGAUUUUAAAUUAUUUGUAUUGUAUAAAAAGUAUUUCAGUAUAGAAUUAAAUCUUAUAAAGUAAUAUUAUAUAGGAUUACCCUAACUUGACAAGUUAUAAUCUAAAAAUUUACGGCCUUACUUAUAAACGUUAUAGACGUAGAGCCCUGUAAACCGCAGACCUUUGUUAUUUCAGUAGUCAGACGGUUGAGGGACUGGAUCCCUAAAACCUGCUACCUCCCAAAGCCACGUUCCAAACUCCAUAAUGGGUAUGAUGACUAGGUUUGAAUGUAUUAAUUUUAUUGAGACAUUCGGGUAAAUAAGGUCAAUAUUAACUAAUUAAUAUGUAAAAAACAAAGAUUGACUGUAUGUUUGCAAAAAUAUAAGAUUAUAAAAUUUCAAAAUCUACUAAAAUUCUUCCUUCCAAAUAACAAAGUUAUUUGUAAUUUUGUUUGAACGCCCAUACAAAUCUAACGAUCAGCGAACCAACGACGUCAUUAAUUCGUGUCAUUUUGAAAGGGGCGUUUUCCAGAGAUCUGUGGCAGAGCCUCAAAUCUGACUCUUUAAUUCUCUGUAACUCCGAAAGUAAUGAUCGCAGAUACCCUGUUACUUUUAGAAAAUUUGUGUAAGUACUUUUAGCAUACUCCUAAUUUAUAUACAAUUUAAUAACCUGUCAUCAUCCCUAUUGACUACCGUACUUACUUAUGGUAGUAGCAUGAGCUGACAAACUUUCAGCUUGACUAAGGUCUGGGGUUCACGACGGGCUCGUCAAAAAAGUAGUUUAAGUGAAAUUGACUUAAAAACUUUUUGUGUAAGUUUUGCUUCAGGGUAAAUAGAGCUUAAAAGCAAUGCACAUUAGGUUCAAUUUUCUCAGACGCAUUUUGUUGCAUGAAUUUAAGUAACGUUUAUAAGUAAGGCCAUUAGUGUCUACUUACGAGCAUAAUGGUGUGUGUGUAUAAAUAAAAGUAUUUUAUAGUUAUAUUGUUUGUGCGCUGUUGUUUACCAUACACACAAUAAAUUGUAAUAUCGAA
Messenger RNA from Bicyclus anynana (squinting bush brown), 6236 nucleotides. Its product is annotated as F-box/LRR-repeat protein 2. The transcript has 2 exons. Lineage: Eukaryota; Metazoa; Arthropoda; Insecta; Lepidoptera; Nymphalidae. Gene Ontology annotation, cellular component: SCF ubiquitin ligase complex. The record is from RefSeq and is a predicted model, not a curated record. Gene Ontology annotation, molecular function: protein binding. Gene Ontology annotation, biological process: SCF-dependent proteasomal ubiquitin-dependent protein catabolic process. Bases 293 to 1354 code for a protein of 353 amino acids.